GUAAAAAGGCGCGGCCGAGGCCACGCUGGCGCCGCCCCGCGCGCUUAAAGUCCGGGUGCCCGGGGCGGUACGUCAGCGUCGCCGAGGAGGACCCCUGCGCUGCCGCCCGCCGCCAUGGCCCUGCUCCGAGGUGUGUUCAUCGUUGCUGCUAAGCGGACACCCUUUGGGGCUUAUGGAGGUCUUCUGAAAGACUUCACAGCUACUGACUUGGCUGAAUCUGCUGCCAGGGCUGCCUUGUCUGCUGGCAAAGUCUCGCCUGAAACUAUCGACAGUGUCGUUGUAGGCAACGUCAUACAGACUUCUUCAGAUGCUAUAUACUUGGCAAGACAUGUUGGUUUGCGUGUGGGAAUCCCAAAAGAGACCCCAGCUGUCACUGUUAAUAGGCUCUGUGGCUCCGGUUUCCAGUCCAUUGUGAAUGGAUGUCAGGAAAUUUGUGUUAAAGACUCUGAAAUUGUCUUGUGUGGAGGAACUGAAAGCAUGAGCCAGGCUCCCUUCUAUGUCAGAAAUAUUCGUUUUGGAACUACGUUUGGAUCAGAUCUCAAGCUGGAAGACUCUUUGUGGACAGGAUUAACAGAUCAGCAUAUCCAAAUCCCAAUGGCAAUUACUGCAGAGAAUCUUGCUGCAAAACAUAAAAUAAGCAGAGAAGACAGCGACAAAUAUGCCCUGCAGUCACAGCAGAGGUGGAAAGCUGCUAAUGAUGCUGGUUGCUUUAAUAAUGAGAUGGUACCAAUUGAGGUGAAGACAAAGAAAGGAAAGCAGACAGUGCAGGUAGAUGAACACGCUCGGCCCCAAACAACCCUGGAGCAGUUAAGUAAACUUCCUCCAGUGUUCAAGAAAGAAGGAACCGUCACUGCAGGGAACGCAUCGGGGAUUUCUGAUGGUGCUGGAGCUGUUAUCAUAGCUAGUGAAGAUGCUGUUAAAAAGCAUAACUUCACACCACUGGCAAGAAUUGUGGGCUAUUUUGUGUCUGGAUGUGAUCCCGCUAUCAUGGGUAUUGGUCCUGUCCCUGCUAUCAAUGGGGCACUGAAGAAAACAGGACUAAGUCUUAAGGAUAUGGAUUUGGUAGAAGUGAAUGAAGCUUUUGCUCCCCAGUACUUGGCAGUUGAAAAGAGUUUGGAUCUUGACCGAAGUAAAACCAACGUGAAUGGAGGGGCCAUUGCUUUGGGUCACCCAUUAGGGGGAUCUGGAUCAAGGAUUACUGCACACCUGGUUCAUGAAUUAAGGCGUCGGGGUGGAAAAUACGCUGUAGGAUCGGCCUGCAUUGGAGGGGGCCAAGGAAUUGCGGUCAUCAUUGAGAACACAGCUUGAGGAGAGCAGGGAGCCUGCCCUCGUCCACGCUCACAUGACUUGGCCAGGCCACAGUACGCCAGGUGACCUUCAGCGAAGCUGUGAAGGUCAUGCCAUGCCCUGCACUGAGAGUGAUUGAGUUUGGUCAAGGAAUGGUGAGGCAAAGAUGCAUUUAUCAUGAACAAGAGCCCAUGCCAGAAUAAAUUCUCUCAAAUUUGUACCAAAUAUGCUGCAUUUCUGAACUAAAAUCCAACUAUAGAAGGCCUUAAACGGAAUUGUAUCCUUGCCAAAUAACCACCGCUUAUGUCUUAGAUAAUAUGAUUGCAGGGAAAUUGAAUAAAUUCUUCCUUAACUUCAGCUAAUCCUUUCCUAUCGUUUCUUGUAUUUUUCUAAAUUUUUAAUUGACGUAAAAUACACAUAACAUAAAAGUUACCAUCUUAAUGAUUUUUAAACCUAUAGUUCAGUGGCAUUAAAUACAUUCACAUUGUUAUGCAACCAUCACCACAAUGCAUCUCCAGAAUUCUUUUCAUCUUGGAGAACUGAAACUCUACACCCAUUAAACAACUCCCCAUUCCUCCCUCUCUGCAGCCCUUGGCAACCACCUUCUGCUUUCUGUCUCUAUGCAGCUGACUGCAACAGGUCCCUCAUAUAAGUGGAAUCAUACAGCACUUGUCCUUUUGUGCCUGGCUUAUUGCACAUAGCAUAAUGUUCUCAAGUUCAGCCAUGUUGUAUCAUGUGUCAGAAUUUUCUUCUUUUUUAAGGCUGAAUAAUAUUGCAUUAUAGAUAGAUAGAUGGAUAACCACAUUUUGUUUUUUCUCUCAUCUGUUGAUGGACAUUUGGGUUGCUACCACCUCUUGGCUAUUGUGAGUAAUGCUGCUUUAAACAUGGGUGUACAGAUAUGUAUUCAUGGCCUUGCUUUCAGUUCUUUCAGGUGUAUACUGAGAAGUGGAAUUCCUGAAUCAUAUGAUGAUUCUGUUUUUAAUAUUUAAAGGAAUUGCCGUACUGUUUUCCAUAGCAGCUAUACUAUUUUACACUCCCACCAUUAUCGCACAAGCGUUUAAAUUUUUCCACAUCCUCACCAAUACUUGCUGUUUUCUGUUUCUUUUUUAUAAUAGCCAUCUUAAUUAGUAUGAGGUGGGAGGAUUGGUUCAAGAUGGUGGAGUAGAAGGACGUGCACUCACUCCCUCUUGCGAGAGCACUGGAAUCGCAACUAACUGCUGAACAAUCAUCGACAGGGAGACACUGGAACUCACCAAAAAUAAUACCCCACAUCCAAAGACAAAGGAGAAGCCACAAUGAGACGGUAGGAGGGGUGCAAUCACAAUAAAAUCAAAUCCCAUACCUGCUGGGUGGGCGACUCACAGACUGGAGAACACUUAUACCACAGAAGUCCACCCACCGGAGUGAAGGUCCUGAGCCCCACGUCAGGCUUCCCAACCUGGAGGUCUGGCAACGGGAGGAGGAAUUCCUAGAGAAUCAGACUUUGAAGGCUAGUGGGAUUUGAUUGCAGGACUUCGACAGGACUGGGGGAAACAGAGAUUCCUCUCUUGGAGGGCACACACAAAGUAGUGUGCGCAUCGGGACCCAGAGGAAGGAGCAGUGACCCCAUAGGAGACUAAACCAGACAUACCUACUAUUGUUGGAGGGUCUCCUGCAGAGGCAGGAAGUGGCUGUGUCUCACCGUGAGGACAAGGACACUAGCAGCAGAAGUUCUGAGAAGUACUCCUCAGCGUGAGUCCUCCCAGAGUCCGCCAUUAGCCCCACCAAAGAGCCAGGUGGGCUCCAGUGUUGGGUCACCUCAGGCCAAACAACCAACAGGGAGGGAACCCAGCCCCACCCAUUAGCAGACAAGCGGAUUAAAGUUUUACUGAGCUCUUCCCACCAGAGCAACAGCCAGCACUACCCACCACCAGUCCCUCCCAUCAGGAAACUUGCACAAGCCUCUUAGAUAGCCUCAUCCACCAGAGGGCAGACAGCAGAAGCAAGAAGAACUGCAGUCCUGCAGCCUAUGGAACAAAAACCACAUUUACAGAGAGACAAAAUGAAAAGGCGUAGGGUUAUGUAUCAGAUGAAGGAACAAGAUAAAACCCCAGAAAAACAACUACGUGGGGCUUCCCUGGUGGCGCAGUGGUUGAGAGUCCGCCUGCCGAUGUAGGGGACACGGGUUCAUGCCCCGGCCCGGGAAGAUCCCACAUGCCGCGGAGCGGCUAGGCCCAUGAGCCAUGGCCGCUGAGCCUGCGUGUCCGGAGCCUGUGCUCCACAAUGGGAAAGGCCACAACAGUGAGAGGCCCGCAUACCGCAAAAAAAAAAAAACUACAGUGAGGUA
Globicephala melas (long-finned pilot whale) is the source of this 3613-nucleotide messenger RNA. RefSeq names its product acetyl-CoA acyltransferase 2 (gene ACAA2). The record is from RefSeq and is a predicted model, not a curated record. NCBI's taxonomy places the organism in Eukaryota, Metazoa, Chordata, Mammalia, Artiodactyla, Delphinidae. Gene Ontology annotation, cellular component: mitochondrion. Gene Ontology annotation, molecular function: acyltransferase activity, transferring groups other than amino-acyl groups.